UUCCGUCUCAAGCAGAGUAGUAAUGGUCACGUGAUGAGCACUUGGACGCAGCACCGCUGCCUACUAUCUGUCCACUCGGCGUAUCGCGAUACAAAACAUCAGGCCACGGAGCUAACGCGGAGCAACAUGGCGGAAGAGGAGGUGGCCAAGCUGCAGAAGCAUCUGGCCCUGCUCCGGCAGGAGUAUGUGAAGAUGCAGCAGAAGCUCGCCGACACCGAGAAGCGCUGUGCCGUGCUGGCUGCACAGGCCUCUAGCCAGGGCUCCUCCAGCCCUGCCGCUGCCACGGCUGCUGACACCUUCAUCAGCCGCCUGCUGGUCAUCGUGGCCGACCUCUAUCGGCAGGAACAGUACAGUGAUCUGAAAGUGAAAGUUGCAGGUGAGGACCUCUGUGCCCACAAGUUUGUGUUGGCUGCUCGCAGUGAUGCCUGGAGUCUGGCUAACCUGGCCUCCACCUUUGAGCUGGACCUAUCUGAUUGCAAGUCUGAGGUUGCCAUGGCAAUGUUGCGCUGGGCUUACACGGAUGAGUUGGAACUCGCAGAAGAUGAUGCCUUUCUUAUUGACUUGAUGAAACUGGCCAACCGCUUCCAGCUUCAGCUGCUCAGAGAGAGGUGUGAAAAGGGCGUGAUGUCCUCUGUGAACGUCAGGAAUUGCAUCCGCUUCUACCAGACAGCUGAGGAGCUAAAUGCUACCACCCUGAUGAACUACUGUGGGGAGAUCAUAGCCAGUCACUGGGACGACCUUAGGAAAGAGGAUUUUAGCACCAUGAGCGCCCAACUGCUGUUCAAGAUGAUCAAGUCUAAAACAGAGUAUCCUCUCCACAAAGCCAUCAUGGUGGAGAGAGAAGACGUGGUCUUUCUCUAUCUCAUCGAGAUGGACUCGCAGCUACCUGGCAAGCUGAACGAACUGGACAACAACGGCGACCUGGCACUCGACCUGGCGCUCGCUCGUAAAUUGGAAAGUAUUGCCACAACUCUGGUUAACAACAAAGCAGAUGUGGACAUGGUGGACCAGAGUGGCUGGAGCCUCCUGCACAAGGCCAUCCAAAGAGGGGAUGAAUUUGCGUCUAUAUUUCUGAUUCGCCACUCGGCUCAGGUGAAUGCCGCCACCGUGGGCGCGGUGGAAACCCCACUUCACCUGGUCUGUUCGUUCAGCCCCAAGAAGCACACGGUGGAGGUGAUGACUGGCAUGGCGCGAAUCGCGGAGGCCCUGCUCAAGACGGGAGCCAACCCAAACAUGCAGAACAGCAAGGGCAGAACUCCGCUGCACGAAGCCGUGUCCUCAGGAAAUGAGCCAGUGUUCAACCAGCUACUGCAGUGCAAACAGCUUGACCUGGAACUCAAGGACCACGAGGGAAGCACCGCUCUGUGGCUGGCCCUGCAGUACAUCACCGUGGCCUCCGACCCCUCAGUGAACCCGUUUGAAGAUGAUGCCUCGGUAGUUAAUGGCACCUCGUUUGACGAGAAUAGCUUUGCGGCCCAGCUUAUCCAGAGAGGAAGCAAUCCUGAUGCCCCUGACACUACCACAGAAAACUGCCUCAUGCAGAGAGCGGCUCGGGCAGGCAAUGAGGCGGCUGCGCUUUUCCUUGCCACUCAUGGAGCAAAGGUCAACCAUGUCAACAAAUUGGGUGAGAGCCCGCUCCAUACGGCUUGCCGCAGUGGCCUAGCGAACCUGACGGCGGAGCUGCUCCAGCAAGGGGCCAACCCCAACCUGCAGACCCAGAAGCCUCUGCCUGACGACACCGUUGGUGUGGCUACGCAGACCCCGCUCCACAUGGCCAUUGCUCACAACCACCCAGAUGUGGUCUCUGUCAUCCUUGAACAAAAAGCUAAUGCACUUCAUGCCACCAACAACUUCCAGAUCAUUCCAGACUUUAGUCUGAAAGACUCCAUGGACCAGACCGUGCUGGGCUUGGCCCUCUGGACAGGUAUGCACAACAUAGCGGCUCAGCUGCUGGGCUCAGGGGCUUCUAUAAAUGACACCAUGUCCAAUGGACGGACCCUGCUUCACAUGGCUAUCCAAAGACAGGACAGCAAGAGUGCCCUCUUCCUUCUGGAGCAUCAGGCUGACAUCAGUGUUCGGACCCAGGAGGGACAAACGGCGCUACAGUUGGCCAUCAGUAACCAGCUGCCACUGGUGGUGGAUGCCAUUUGCACAAGAGGAGCAGAUAUGUCUGUGGUGGACGACAAAGGAGACCCUCCGUUGUGGCUCGCUCUUGAGAACGGCCUGGAAGAUAUUGCAUCCACGCUGGUCCGCCAUGGCUGUGAUGCAACGGCGUGGAGCACGGGUCCCUCUGGCUGCCUGCAGACGCUUUUGCACCGAGCUGUUGAUGAGAACAACGAGGUCACUGCAUGCUUCCUCAUCCGCAGUGGUUGUGACGUGAACAGCACCAGAAAGCCAGGCCCGAAUGGGGAAGGAGAUGAAGAGGCCCGAGAUGGACAAACGCCCCUCCACCUUGCAAGCAGCUGGGGACUAGAGGACGUGGUGCAGUGCCUUCUAGAGUUUGGAGCGAAUGUUAAUGCACAGGAGGCAGAGGGCAGGGCUCCCAUCCACGUUGGCAUUAGCAACCAGCACAACAACAUUAUUCAGCUCCUCAUCUCCCAUCCAGACAUUCGUCUCAACCUACGCGACCGUCAAGGAAUGACCCCCUUCGCCUGUGCAAUGACGCAUAAGAACAAUAAGGCAGCGGAGGCCAUCCUCAAGAGGGAGCCUGGUGCUGCUGAGCAGGUGGACAACAAAGGACGUAAUUUUCUCCAUGUGGCUGUGCAAAAUGCCGACAUCGAAAGUGUCCUGUUCCUUAUCAGUGUACAGGCUAAUGUCAACUCCAGGGUUCAGGAUGCAGCCAAACUCACUCCUCUCCACCUGGCUGUCCAGGCUGGCUCAGAGAUCAUUGUCCGCAACCUGCUGCUUGCCGGGGCCAAAGUAAAUGAGCUGACCAAGCACAGACAGACAGCACUACACUUGGCCGCCCAGCAGGACAUUGCCACUAUUUGUUCUGUGUUGCUGGAGAACGGAGUCGACUUUGCUGCUGAGGAUGAGAAUGGCAAUAACGCUUUGCAUCUGGCUGUGAUGCAGGGUCGCCUUAACAAUGUCAGAAACCUUCUCACAGAGUCCAACAUCGAUGCAGAGGCCUUUAAUCUCAGGGGUCAAUCGCCAAUGCACGUACUUGGUCAUUAUGGGAAAGAGAACGCCGCUGCCAUUUUUGAGCUGUUCUUGGAGUGUAUGCCUGAAUACCCUCUGGACAAAUGCGAUAAUGAAGGGAACACAGUUCUUCUCCUGGCCUACAUGAAAGGAAAUGCAAACCUGUGCCGUGCCAUCGUGAGGGCCGGGGCUCGACUAGGCAUCAAUAACAACCAGGGCAUCAACAUUUUCAACUACCAGGUUGCAACCAAACAGUUGCUCUUCCGCCUUCUAGAUAUGCUGUCCAAAGAGCCUCCUUGGUGUGAUGGGUCCAACUGCUAUGAAUGUCUUGCCAAGUUUGGUGUUACAACACGGAAACAUCACUGCCGUCACUGUGGGCGCCUGUUGUGCCACAAAUGCUCUAUAAAAGAGAUACCCAUCAUCAAGUUUGACUUGAACAAGCCGGUGAGGGUGUGUGACAUCUGCUUUGAUGUACUAACUCUGGGUGGGGUGUCGUAAUGCAGUGCCCUGGAUACCCUCCACCCUCCGACACUGGCCAUGCCGGGCUCUACUUGGCACAGUUUUUCCGGCCCACCCGGCCAAGGGACAUCAGUAGCAGGACGUACGGACCAUAUACAGUCUCCCGGACAGUUAUGGACUAUUGCCUUUAUACUAUUCCAGUUCAUGAAAAACUUUAAAUGCUCUUAAAAGGUUCUUUUCAUAGUGAAAGUGAAGCAUUGUCUCAUUUCUGUUUUGAUCAAAGUAUAUAAAAGUCAAGCGGUUAUAAGCAGCUGAUGAUCGAUGGAGUCACAUGAAAUCAGUGUCCCAAGCCCAAUGAUAUUUGUAAUGAUCAGCUCUUAUCAUGUCAACCAUGGUGAACGUUUAAAUUGAGCAACCGUUUGACGGGAUAUAUAUAUAUAUAUAUAUAUAUAUAAUCUUUUUGUUCUCCUUUGGGAUAUUUUACCAUCUGCAGCCUUUUAUGCUAUGUGACCUGCCCUAAGACAAAGAUCCAAUACUCUAAAAAAAAAAUCUACAUUAACACGAGAGUUAAACAUGCUGUUAACCAAGAGCAGAAUAAAAUGAAAAAUACCCCCAGAGCAGUAAAUCUCAAAGACAUGAACUAUCAACAUGUUCUCUGUAAUCUUCCAUGUUUCACUAAUCAAGGGUUGACAAUAAGGGAAACGCUUUACAGCUCAUUAUUUAAAUUUUCAAAUGAGAUUGAUAUUGUCUUAAGUGCACUGACAGAUGGCACAAUAUGACAAGGAAGACAUUGUUCUUUUUUCUUUUUUUUUCACAACUGGUAGAUAGCAAGUCAUCAGCCAAAAUCAAUGAAAUGGUUCAUAUUUAGCAUGGCAAGUGAUUGAAGGUAGCAAGUUUCAUCACAAGAGGACUUCAAAUGUGGUCCAGAGCACUAAAUCCUUAACAAUCCUGAGUUACUAAAAUGCCUCCUAUGUCAACUUGUGUCAUUUAUUUUGUAGUCUUUGAAAUAUUCAUAAACCUUUCCAAAAUCAGUCACCAAAUGAUUACAUUCCAUAUUUUUAUCUGCCACGAGGUCCUCGUAGGAUGUCGGAAUUGUUGGCCCACAACGUUGCCUCAAGUCAAGUUGUCUUGACCAUCACAUUUAACAUUUCUUGAUUUCUAAGCCUAACGGGUGCACUUUAUCAAGAUCACAUGACAUUUCUGAUCAUUGGUGGGGAGGGGGGGUUGCCAAGUAGUGGGGCUUCUUUAAGUAUUGUUGAAUUGUACAGAUAAAUGUGUGAUAUUUUUGACCACUACAACUGUUUUGUACUUAAAUGCAGUUUGUGCUUGUCAUUGUGACAAACCUAAAUCUCGCCUCUGUUGAUCUUUUAUGCACAUUGUUUAAUCUUUUAUGCACAUUAUAUUGUAUCUGUAUGCUCAGAUAUUUAGCCUGUCUCUUCCUGGUAUAUCCUUUUAGAGAAAGGGAGAACAACUUUACAUACAUAAAGGUCAUCAAAAUCAA
This is a messenger RNA of Gasterosteus aculeatus aculeatus (three-spined stickleback), 5098 nucleotides long. It is a transcript of the gene ankfy1, whose product is annotated as ankyrin repeat and FYVE domain containing 1. Gene Ontology annotation, molecular function: protein binding; metal ion binding. The record is from RefSeq and is a predicted model, not a curated record. NCBI's taxonomy places the organism in Eukaryota, Metazoa, Chordata, Actinopteri, Perciformes, Gasterosteidae.